AUGACAAACGGCCGAGGCGCCGCCUUGAAUCCUGAGGACGAGCACCCAUUCCAGUUCCAGAGUUUUAAGGAACUGAAGCAGGCAUUUCAGGAGCAGAUGGCGAGAUCAAGAAAACCGAAAGGCGAUGAGUCAGAUUUUAGUGCCGCGCCGAAUUUCCUUAUUUGGAAUAUUCCAAUGAAUUUACUGAUCAGAGCGGCAGAGCUUGUUGGAUCAACUUAUUAUUACUGGGCAUCACUGCUCGACAGUACCAAUGUAGAUUGUGUGCUUUCGGAGGAAAAGCAAUGCGUUCUUAUCGACUCCACACCAUCAAUGUACAGUGGAAGAGAGCGUGCACGCUUUUCUCUUUGUGUGAAAAAUGGAGGAAUAACUUAUCACUCGAUAAAAUGCGCUGCAAACGAGCUAAUAGUGAGCAGUCUUGCUAAGAAGCUAUUCAAGUUCAUCGCUGAAGAAGGGCUGCAUCCAGUGCAGCGUCAGUAUGUCUGGCGCGAAGAGCAGAAUAAUGUUCCAGCUAGGACCACCGUUAGAAAACGUAGAAUUCCCUUUUGA
Strongylus vulgaris is the source of this 546-nucleotide messenger RNA. The record is from the annotation of a GenBank genome assembly. NCBI's taxonomy places the organism in Eukaryota, Metazoa, Nematoda, Chromadorea, Rhabditida, Strongylidae.